AAAGAACUAUUGAUUGUAACGAUUCAAAAGCGCUUAUUUUAAGCCUAAUUGAAUAAAUUUGUUUAUCUUUGACUUUGACAAUAAGAUCUAUUUUAAAUUACAGAAGAAGAUCCGGUUAUAGAAAGUAUGGGUCUCAGGUUGGAAUGCAAAACGAGAAGAUUUAUAACAGACGAAACACAAGAGUUACAUUUUCGUACAGAAAUACAGAAUAGAGUAUAUAAGAAGGAAGUCUUAGCUCUUGAUAAAGAGAUAAGUAAACUGGAGAAACUACUGGCGAAGCCUGUGGAUAGUGACUCUAAUACGUCGUCCAUUAAGGUUAAUAGGAGGAUGGAGUUGAACACAUUGGAUGAAGAAAGUCAAAGUAGUGGUAAAGAUAAACGUACUCCUAGCAUUAGCGGUGGUCUACCAAUGCUUCUUCUCUCAGUUUUGCCUCCAGUGAUACCCCGUGCAAGUUGGCCAUCUACAGAGGCAUGCCGAGGAAGAAAUUCUGUAACCUUCAGCUCGCAACCAAAAUUAAACAGAAAAUCUCAACAGACAAUAGAUUUAUACAACCUUUGCUUGAACAAGCGUGAGGACAACCACAGCAUAUUUUAUCGAAUCAAGUGUUUAUUUGGAAGUCGAGCUUCCUGUAGGAAAGCAUCAACGAUCUCUAUUGCUGACCCGACUGGACAAAGCAUCGCUGCAGCUUUGAAAAUGCAAGUUGGUAUGAUAGCUGGGUUUAUGCCAAAUAGAAAACAAUCAAUAGUCCGAUCAUGUAAUACACUCAACGUACCAAAUCUCGACAUGAAAUUGCGCAGAGAAACAUUUGCCAGAAGUGGACCAAUAAUUCAUAUUACUGAUGAGCCAUCUUGCUCUAAAUAUGAUUCUGAGAAUUUGACGAAGGGUAAACAGAAGUAUGUCGCCGAACCAGAGACGAGAGUUAACUUCGUUCUACCCUUAACCCAUAAACAAAAUUCAAAUAUCUCAGAGAGAAUCAAAGGAUCGCCACGUUUCCCACACAGAAUAUCACCAACAGCUUCUAGUUUGACAACAUUAGAUAGACGCAAAACUAGCGGUGAUAGUGAAUUCAAUCUUUCAAGCGUAUUUGAUGAAAACAGGCGACAUAGUCAUCAAAACGUUGUAAAGGAACACGACGAUAGAAUAGUUGAAAACAAAUGGAAGUCUACAGAAGACGAAAUACCCGGUCCCUCUUCAAGAAUAUAAAGCAAUAAUCUUGUAUAUUUCUAUGAGUACAUUUGGUACAUAAAUGGCUAAACAUUUGAUGAAUACGCAAAGACGUUCAAUUAUGCACAUUUCACUUCUUUAUUCAUUAAAGUAAUUGAAAUCGAACUCUUACAGGCAGACAGAUAUUUUACUAAUGUACACUUUAAAUGUACCUGAAUAAUUUUAGGAUUUCGGAAUUUUUUUAUUAGGUAAACUUUUGAACUACUAGUACCCUGUUACUGAUCAUAUAAACGCAUAGUCCAUACAGCCUUAUUGUGUUCUACUGUUUGUGUGUUGGGAACUAAAUAAUUUUGGACUAAAAGGUACCCCUAAAUUGUAUUAAUAGUGAAAGAUCCUAAGCAUUAAGGCACCAAUUAUUUUACAUUAUAAUAUUCUGGCGAACUAUAAUCUAAAUACUCUCAAUGAGUUAUAUAAAACACAAAAUAAUCAUAUUUGUAUAUUUUUUAAACUAGGUAAUGAGGUAAUAGUAACUGAAUACAAUUUAUUUAGUAGGUACGUAGAGCAAUCUGUAGAUUAAUAGUAAAGUAGUGUAUUAGAAGAAACAUUACUAUCCCAACUAUAUUUGAUAAGUAAGUACAUAGUAUUAUAUUAAUUGAGGACGUAUUCGUCUAUUUACAUUCAAAGUAUAUAUUACUGUAAGUACAAAAGUAAAACUUUAUUAUAACGAUAUUCAAAAUAUUAAGAGGUGAAAUACGAGGUUUUUCGACUAUUUACAAAAGCUGAAAUCAAUAUUUUAAGCCCAAAUGAAAUCUAUCGAAGCGGUAGAUACGUAGGUUCUAUAAAUAUAUCUAAUAGGUACAUAUAUCAAUAGUUAAUAUUUCGAAUAAAAAUCAAACUACCUACAGUAGUUGUAAGGUGAGUAUAUAAUAUUUUCUUUGUAGAUAUAUUUUAAUAGAUAUAUACGAUGACGCCAAAUUUCGAUGGGUUUUAAAAAGAUAUGUUGUAGGUACUGAAUCUAACGAUCCUUUUAUUCAUUUCUAUUUAUUGCAUAAUAUAUUAAUGGCAAUCUGUAUAAUUCAGGUACUCUACUCAAUACCUAGGCAGUAUACAGGUGGUGCUACAAUGGCGAGAUUAAAUGAACAUACGAGUACUACAUACAUAGAACUACUUAAUCUUAAUUAGAUUACUUACAGGUUGUUCCGAAAUGAUAUUAUGGAAAAUUAAUUUAUUUAGGUGAAUAAUUAUGUAUUUUUAAUUUUUUUAUAAUUACGGUUGUAGCACCACACUGUAUAUAGAACUCAAAUGGGCUUCGUGGUUGUUCUUUUAUAAAAAACCAAAAUCCUAUCGUUAAACGAUCGAGUCAAACGUUUUAUGCAAAAGAACACGUUCAAAUUUAAACAUAUAACACAUUAUUAUAAAUUUACUUAUGCAAAAUCCGAUGACGCCAUCGAAAUAUAUACAAUUGUGGUCAUAUCAUUAAGAACGAUAAAAAAAACAAUGUAGUUAUAUUAAUGGGAUUAGGAGUAAAUAUUAAAAUCACUUAGGUACUAUUUUUCUUAUUUAUUUAAUUUUCUAUCGAUAGCUACAAAUUCAAAUAGUAAUAAACCUGGAUAAAUAAUUAAGAACGAUUCCCAAACUGCUCGAAAGUUGUUUCAAUAUAAACUCGGAUUAAAAAAUCACAUUAAAUAAGACGGUGAUAAUGUUAAAAAUUGCAAUUUAAUACAUUCGUUUGUAGCAUGUUUUUUUGACUUUUGACAGCUUUUAAUGACUUGAAAUUUAAUCUUUUUGGCAUUUUUCAAAAGAAAUAGAGCAAUUCUUCUAAAAAAAAGUUACUCUAAUAACUAACUCACUUAGGUUACCACACCAUCGAUUUGAAGCCUUUUUCUAGACUUCGCGACAAAGAAAAAGACUUUGACCCAAAUUCACAUUUCCAGUUUUCUAUCACCAUACUUUGAUGUCUCCAAGCAAAUGCAGAUGACUUCCUCUGUUUAGGUACACGAGGAAUAUUUGUAGUUAUUGGAUACGUGCUAAAAUGCUUCAUACAGUGCAAUUUCAUCGAUUUUGAGCAUUACAGAUGAUCUUUUUAUAUUACCAAUUCAUAUCGCGUAUUUUUAUUAACAUUUACCUUGUAGAUUCAUCACAACUAUUAUUUUUCCCAAUUGUUUUAAAUUAUGAAUCAAUGAACUCCUUGACUUUUAUAACACUAAAACUAAAUGGCGCCAAAAUUAAGCAAAUAGUUUUAAUUUUUUUGGUUUCUUCGUCCAAUAUAAGCAUAGGCAUAGGGUUCAACCCAAUACAGCCAUGUAUUCGGCGUUUUCAAUUGCUUUUUUUUUACUUAUAGUGUCUUCGCAGCAUCAUGCAAAGGCCGAACCCAAGUCACUAGAUAUAUUUUCCCGUCCAGGGUCUCAAACAAUUAUUUUAACAUUUCAGUGCCAAUAACAUUACUCAAACGAGUUUUACUCUAAUAGUUCCCUAGUUAUAGAGUGUUCUCUAUUUAAAUUUGAACAAAAAAUAAACUAUCCAGCGUUCUUAAUUAUGUGGCCAGCCAAUGUGCUUGCAAUAAUUUGUUAAGGUUUUAUGUAAAAUGUAAAUUUAUACAUUAUUGAAUUAAUUAUGUUUUAUAACUGUAUGCAACUAUAGUGUGGAGCAGUUUUGCGAUACCAAGAGAGAUACAAAAACACAUGCAAUAAUUGUUAUUCUCAUAAGUUUGAAAAAAGCUUGUUUUAAAUACGUUCUUAAUUAUAUGAAUUUCAUACUCCAUUUUUCCACUUUCAGGGGUGGCUUUCGGUCUGAUAAACCCCAGUAGGUAAGUUCCGUAAACACCUUAAUCACUAGGCUCUGCAUAAAGACUUUAUUUCUUUCUCUUCUACCACAUUUUUUACGAAAUUUGUUCUGAAGACCUGUUUGGCCUGACCCCGCCCAAUCCAUUUAGUUCUAUAAGUAAAUGAGCUUAUAUUUUAUAUUGAAUUUAUGAUAAAAAUUUCGUACAUUUGGCGUUAAAAUAAAUAUAAGCCUAAGUAUUUUCAUUAUUUUAUGAGAAACGUGAAUGAUUUUUGUUAAAUUACAAAAUAUUGGAUGACUUGUCGAUUCUUUAAUAUUCUUGUACAUUUCCACGUGUAAUUUAGAAACUUAGACGAUAUAUUAGAAGUAUUAUUGGAUAAUAUGAGCAAUAUUUUAAUAUUAUGUUUUAGAUCUGUGUGAAUUGUGAUUAAAUUUCCUAAUAAAUCGCUGUUGUUUUAAUCUACCAAUACA
Molecule: messenger RNA, 4416 nt
Organism: Leptidea sinapis
Lineage: Eukaryota; Metazoa; Arthropoda; Insecta; Lepidoptera; Pieridae
Gene: GABA-B-R3
Exons: 2
Coding region: 127-1203 (358 amino acids)
Source: RefSeq, a predicted model, not a curated record